AGGCAGAAUAGUAGCCUAGACGCACAUGCUCGAAACUUGUGGGGACUGUGGGGAACAAGAAAAGCAAGAAGAAGAUUAGCUGAACAAGGAGGUUCAUAGUUUCUUCUCCAUCCAGAUAGCAAGAAGCUCUAAGGCGGGAGUAGAUUUUUUCCAGUUUGGCAUGAGAAGAAGCAAGAGGAAAAAGAAGAAGAAGAAGGAGAAGAAAACGAAGAAUGUGACUCGAUUAGUGGAGACCACAUCAAAAUCUGUUUUACCCUGAUUAUCCCUUGAGUUGAGUGCUUCAAUGGUUGACCGGAGUAUCACCACCAGCUUCCACUUGCCAGAGGUUCCGAUUCAAAAUUUCAAAGAGACUCCCAACGGAAAACAACAACAGCAUUUACCGCACCGCCCUCUACCCACAGAACAACUUCAUUGUUCAGCUUUCGUUUUGUUCAAGAGUGACACCAGAUUUAGAAGGAUUAUGCCUCCCUCUUAUCUUGCCACUUGAAAUUUGAUCUGAACAGGAAUGCUCCAUUAGAUUAGCGGUCCACAUGAAGAAGUGUUCAAAUUUAAGAGUGAAGACUAGUUGGAAGUAGUGAAUCGGGAUCAGUGUUCAAUCCCAAAAAGACGUCGGGCUCCUCCUUCUUCGUUUUGUGUAAAUUAUAACCCGGAAAAUGAAGCUGAAUCAAGGCGCAAGAAAAUUUGGAAUGGUUGAAGAUGUGGACGGGGCUUCCAAAGGCUUAAUGGUACGAAGCAAAGUUCGGAAGCGCAGCGUUAAGACGCCUCAAAUCCAGGAGCGAGGAAGCCAAUUGAAACCGAUCAGACCCAACACCUUGGCGCUCAAGCCCGUCCAACUUGCGACGGAUUCCUCCCUCAUCUUGUCCGACCCUUUGCCUUCCACACCCAUAAGGCGAUAUUGGCGACAAGUUGGGUCCUCAUCCAAGAUGGUUAAGAAACGGGGUGCUUCCAAUGGCGGCUCGAAUAAGAUCUCCUCAGAAGGGGUCACAUCACCUCUUCAUUCGCGAAAGGUCCGAAUCGUGGACACCCAAAACUCUGUGUCCAGCAAGGAUGGAAAUGGAGCUCGACUUUUGGCACCAGACUUUGAAGGUCAUUUUCAACAUCCAAUAAUAUCAGAAGUUCUGUCAUCCUCGUUGAUCGCGACGGAUGCCAAAGAUCUGGCCAACCAGAACCUACAUCUUGUGCUUGAAAACCCAAUUCGAUACUCGGUUCAACGGGUUUACUAUGACAGAUUUGCCCUCAGAACACGGGAGAACCCUGAUGUGGAGUUUGAAGUGCACUUGGGACCACAAACGUGUACUUGUAUGGAUGAGUGUCCUUGCCUUCACCUGAUUUACGUCCUUGUGGUGGUAUUUCGAAUGCCAAGCUCCUCGGUCUCAUCGCUGCUUCUCUCCGGACCAUUAUCUACUCCACAAGUGGAAAACCUGCUGGCAAUGUUUGAAACCAGAAGAUCGCAUCAUUUCUCGUCCGGCAUUGAGGCUCCUUGGUCGGCCCGAUCAGAUUCGGACAACGAGGCAUUUUCAAAUCACAGUAAUGAGAACUCUUGCUGGUUGUGUUACUGGGACUUGGAUUCAAAAGAAUCCAAUGGCGACCUGAAUUCCGGCGAUGGAAUUCACACGUCAUCUUGUUGUGGCGUCACCGCCCAUAGUGAAUGCGUCAAUCUUUGGACCCGAGAUCAAACCUUACUGUGUCCCGGAUGUCAACAGCAUCUGUGGCAUUCCUCGUCAAAUCGUAGUAAUAGACAUCAAUGCAAACUCGAGAAAGGCUUCUCCCCACAGAGGUUUUCGGACCUGAUCUCAUUGCCCAAUAUGGAGGCUAUUGAGCAUAAAGAUUGGACCACAGCCAACCCUUGGAUGGGUGUAUUGGGUCGCGAUGUGGUGGCUUGUCUCUUAGCCAAAGACUGGAUCAUACGGGAAACCGCAUUGAGACGUCUGUCCCAAGAACUGUCGACCUUCUCCAUGGGAGACUUUUCCGAGAAAUUCCAACGCUGUGUCCUGGACGUGCUAGCCAAGAUGGUCGUGGAUAAGGUGUUCAAAGUUUAUUUUGCUGCCAUUCAAUGCAUGAGACUUGUCCUUCGCAGUUUACCACCUCAAAAUGACAUUUCUGGAUUCACCCAUCAACUCAAGCCCGUUUUGCAAGGCAUUCUCCAGAAGUGUGCUGACGGAAAUAAACGAGUGGCGGAUUUAAGCACAGAAGUGCUUAUGGAAUUGGCCACAAGUGGAUUCAUGCCAUUCAACCGUUUCCAGGGAAUAGAAGGGAACUUUGCUCUCGACUUCAUAUUACAACUCAUCUUGGAAGCCAAAGAUCUUCAUCUCCCCACUUGCAGCCGAACAAUGGGACGUUUGCUCAUUUUGGAAAAGCUCCUUUCAGAGCUGGAACAGGAGUUUUCCAUUCAAGGCUUAGCGUUGGGUGGAACCCACUCUCCCACGUUCCUCCAGGAGAAGCUGCGAUCCAACCAUGAUCGUUUGAUGAUUGCCAUUGAUAUAAGCUUCUCUCAUUUACAAAGCAAGCAUUCAAAUAUCAUCAAAACGUCCAGACAGAUUUUUAUGACUUGUGCCAAACUGGCUGUGAAGAGCGCACCCGUCUUUCGAGAUCUUUGCCAUCUCUUGUCGGCUUUGGAACCAACCUUUCAAAUCCGAUUGAGAAAACGCCUCUUAACCAUAGCGGCCACUUCGAAGGAAGGCUUGACAGACCAAUAUCUCUUUUUGGACAAGCUGGUCACGAAAAAUGCUCAUCUCCACCAAAAAUGUUCCUCUCAAAUGACAAGCUAUCGAUCUCCAUAUGCUCGAAGUAGCUCUAUGAGUCCUUCUAGGCGGCAAAUGAACCCUUUGCUUCGAGGAAGCUCUGCCAGUCCCUCUCGAAAGAUAGAUUCAUCUUCACAAUCUUUUCGAGCGAGUGUACCUGUUCUCCUGGCCACUGUUGGGCAGAAGAUGAGAGGCUCCACCAAAUUAACCCACUUGGACAUGAUGAAGGCCAGUGGAACAACUGACCGUAGUCUACCUUAUAGACCGUUAGGAAACCCUGCGUUAUUUUCUGGCUCCUCCUCCUCGUCCUCGUCCUCGUCGUCCUCGUCGUCGUCGUCAAGGCCCCGAACGAUCUCCGAGCAAGCUCAUUUCAAUUCGGCCCCAGAUGUGUUUACGCAAGACAGGUGCCCUUUCCCCAGUAAAGCUCAAAGUCCCGAUGAUCUCCUCAACCAUCUUCAUCCCAGAGUGGCGGAGGCCCUGUCCUUGAGCUCUCUCUUUGACACUCCUUUGCCUCUGAUUCCCCAGUUAGUGCCAUCCUCCGAGGAACAUCUAAAUUCUCUUCUUUGGGGACGGUCUAACUCUCGAUCUCAGGGCUCAAGUUCCGAUCCGUGGGGUUUCUACUUGGAGGGCAAACAUUGGACCAAGGGCACGAUUCUAGGAAGUGGUGCCUUCAGUUCGUGCUCCUUGGCUCGAGACCAAAGCACAGGCACCAUCAUGGCUGUUAAGCAGAUUUCCUUGAAUCUCGGAUCCACUAACGACGAACAGAUCCGGAAUGGUACCAUGAUUCGAGAUGAAAUUGCCCUCCUGUCUCAAAUACACCAUCCGCAUGUGGUGCGAUUCUUUGGCGCCGUUGAAGAAGGAUUCCAAGUGAAUCUCUUCAUGGAAUGGAUGCCAGGUGGAUCCGUGGCAAAGCUUUUGGAAGUAUACGGACCAUUCAACGAGAGCAUCACCCUUCGAUAUGCAUUUCAAGUCUUACUGGGUUUGGAGUACCUUCACGCUUUUGGCAUUCUGCACCGCGACCUAAAAGGUGCAAACUUGUUGGUCGAUUCCACCGGAACUCAUCUGCGUAUUGGAGACUUUGGAGCAGCCUCUCGAUUUAUUUCUGGGGCAAACACUUUCGAUGGGACUCAAGGUUCAUCGUCUGCGUCGUCAGGAAGCGAAGGUCAAUUGCAAGGAACCAUCGCGUUCAUGGCCCCUGAAGUAUUGCGUGGGAAGGUGUGUGGUCCUAGUUGUGACGUUUGGUCGCUUGGGUGUUGCAUCAUCGAGAUGAAUACGUCUAAGCCCCCGUGGAAUACUCCGGAUAUUUCCAAUCACCUGGCAUUAAUAUACAAGAUUACCAGAAGCCCUGAUCCUCCGAGUAUUCCGGCCAAUAUGUCCUUGGGCUUAAAGGACCUGACCAUGCUAUGCUUAAGUCGAGACCCGCAAUCUCGACCCAGCUCAGAGGCCUUAUUACUUCACAAUGUAUUUGGACACAUCUGAGUAGCUUCGUGUUUGCCUCUCCAUCCUUGGAUCCGGCAAAGACGGCUAUUUACUCUCCAGGGAGAAGUACCUCUUCUCAUAUUUCAUCAUCAAUUCAUACUCAGAAACAACUUAAUCUUGUUCUCGAGGAGUACAUAGACACACACACACUCACACACACACACAUACCAUCACUGUACAAAACCUGAUGCUGCUGUUGCUGCUGUUACUUGUUCUGCGUCGUAUUUGACUGACGGGCACUUACCUACCAGGUAAUGGAGUAAUGUCAUUUCCGAUUGCAAAGAAAAUUUAAUUCCCCCGUGAGAGUUUUAGCACAGUCUUACCUGAAACUUAACAUCUGGAAAAGAUUGAUCUCCGUUUGUACAAUAUACAAUAUGUGCAUAUUGGGUGCAUUUCUAUUUUAGUAUUUUUCCAAUGGACACAUUUUGAUCGUUCUCAGCUGAUUGGACUCUCUUCGAGUCUGAAACUACUAUUGCCUAAGUAUGUCUGUCUCUUAAACAGUAAUUGAAGUGCCAAAGGAUCAUAUCGAAUCAAUGUUCCCCCAGGAAUAGAACAAUACAAUGCACUCUUUUGUAUGAUGUCUGGUACACGUUUUGAUGGAGGUUGUUGACCUGACAAUGAUACACUUGAAAAUAAAUCGAUAUCCCAUGCCUUAA
Molecule: messenger RNA, 4876 nt
Organism: Tigriopus californicus
Lineage: Eukaryota; Metazoa; Arthropoda; Copepoda; Harpacticoida; Harpacticidae
Product: mitogen-activated protein kinase kinase kinase 1-like
Exons: 8
Coding region: 654-4220 (1188 amino acids)
Biological process (GO): protein phosphorylation
Molecular function (GO): zinc ion binding; ATP binding; protein kinase activity
Source: RefSeq, a predicted model, not a curated record